Molecule: messenger RNA, 3324 nt
Organism: Trichomonas vaginalis G3
Lineage: Eukaryota; Parabasalia; Trichomonadida; Trichomonadidae
Exons: 1
Coding region: 1-3324 (1107 amino acids)
Source: RefSeq, a predicted model, not a curated record
AUGCAGAGCCCUGAGGACGCUUCUUCAAACUAUACCUCGAGCUCUUAUUCAUCUUAUGACUAUGAAAAUAGUAUGUCGAGCGCAAAUGGUGUUUUUCCUGAUCCAAAAGCCCAAAAACAAUAUCAACAGCAAAAUAACAAGAGUGUUGAAAGUCAACAACCACCGAAAUAUGUAAGUUACUUAGAAUUCUCUGAAGUACUUAAGCAAUUAAAGCAGUAUCAGCAAGAUUUCCAUGAGGCAGAAGAAACGAUCGAUGCUUUAGAACAAUCAUUAAAAGCUGUAUUAUAUACAGUAUCUAAUGUAACUAAAUACAAAGUUAAUACUAUUGAUGACGCACUUCGUUGCAUUUCAAGUUUCGGUGAUAACAAGGAAUCAAAUGAAAAUGAACGUGUUAAAUAUCUUACAGAGCAACUUGCUUUGGCACGUGCUCAAAUUAUGCAAAACCAAUCACCUUCCAAUAACAAUAUCCAAAUUCAAGAAUUACAAGGAAAACUCAGAGAUAGCCAAAGCAAGAUUGCUUCACUUAAUGAAGAAAUCAAGAAUAUCUCUAAUAGUAAAAACGAUUCUGAAAGUAAUUUACUUUCAAUGAAAAAGAAGCUUGCCCAAGUGAUUGAAGAGAAUAAUACACUUAAGUCAAAGCUCAAAGAUAAAAAGUCUAUCACUAAGAAAGGAAAAUCAUCAAAAGUUUCAAAGAAGAAAGGAAAAGCAGCAAAGAAGCUUCCAAAGAAGAAACCAACAGAAGUCAAUGCUUUGAUGGAAAAGAAGAAUGCUGAAAUUGCUUCACUUGAAACUAGAAUCAAAGAAUUGCAAUUUGAAAUCCAAGCAAAUAGGGAAAACCUUAUUUCAACAUCAACUAUCUCAUCCGAAUCAUCAAGCCAUAGUAUUCUUCUGACUGGCCCUAUUCUUUCUCAGUUCGAAGAGUUAGUUUCGAAACAAAGAGAAGAAAUUCAAGCCCUCGCUGACCAGAGAACGAUUUUGCUUGACCUUGCUCACACAUUAGAAGCUAAUAUUGAAGAAGCUGAAGCUGAGCUUGAAGAUGUCAUUCAGGAGCGCGAUGACCUUGAAUCUGAUCUUAAUUUAGCAAAGAAUGAUGUAGACAUCAUUGAGAAGAAUAAGGAAAUUGCUAUCCAACAGAUCAGAAAUAAUAUCCUUGAGAUGUUACCUUCAGUUAUUUCUUCCAAAUUAUCUUUGAUUCAAGAUCUUCCAGCUGAAAGGCAAAUUGUUGAAUUAUUCGACUUCACACUUCAGGAAAUGGCUGAUAUUACUACUCGCCAAUACGAUAAUAUUUCUGAUGCUAAGAUGCCACAAGUAUUAUCUCAAUUAGAAAACGCCCUCAGAUUUAUUAAGGAUAUGAAGAGCUCCAACGAUACAAAGCCAUUGUUAGCUGACCAAGAGUUUGUCCGUGAUAUCCAAGGACAAAUCAAGAAGAUGCAGGACUUCAUUGACAACAUUCCAAAGGAUCCUUAUGUCAAAGAACCAUCAGUCUUUGAUACAAAAGAUGCUGAACAGCAACUCAAGGCAUUCCUUCAUAUUGCCGAUGAUAAGAUUAACGAAUCUCCACUUAGAGAGCUAUUCGCUUUGUUCAGUGGAUCUGUUAUGGUCAGUAAGAAACUUAUGCAGCGUGUCGCAACCCUUGAACCAUUAAGAGUUUCGCUCGAGAAAUCUAAAUUAGAAAAGUCCGAGCUUAUGAACCUCCUCAAGUCAGAAGCAGCUCAGCAACAGAAGCUUUCUGAUGAAUUGAAGGUUCUUACUAACAAGCAAAACUCUACUUUCUAUCAGAUGAUUGAAGAAUUAAUCCAAAUGUACAAGGAAGCAGAACAACUCAGAAUUACAUCCUACAGAGAACUCCAGACCAUUAAGAAUGAUGUCAAUGCAAUUGAGAAACAAACUGUUGAAGAUAAGUUCACAAAAUCUAAGAAAUUCCUUCAACAAAUUGCACUUCUCAAGCAAAAGAUCGAUGAAAGAACAAUGGAGAACGAAAAUCUUAUUGCUGAAAACGAAAGACUCAACAGGAAGGCUGAAGCUGCCGCUGCAAAGUCAGCAGAGCAUUUCCAGAAUGCAACAUCUUCAAGAGAACUCCUCCAGAUUCAGAAUCAAAGAAUUGAGGAAUUACAGGAUGUUUCCGCCAAAGUCAAAGUUCUUGAGAAAAUCAGACUUGACUUAGAAGAUCAGGUUGCAGAACUCAACCAGAAAGUUGCAACUGUGUUAACAGAGAAGUCAAUCUCUGAUAAGAACAUUGUUGCUCUUCAGAAGAAGGUCACAGAAUUAACAAAAGAAAAAGAAAACAUUACAAAACAGUUGAAGCAGGUUAAGCAAGAAAAUGCUGAAAUUAAGAAGUUAAACAGCCAGAUUCUCCAAGACAUCAGAGCAAGAAACGAAAACUUGGACAACAGAAUCAACAACGAGUUCAAUGAUAUGCAAAACAAGAUGGAAGUUGCAGAGAAGAAAUAUGCCGAUGCUAAAGAAAUAAGAGAUUAUUUCCUUGCUAAGAAGAAAGAUUAUCAGAAACAAAUUGCUAUGCUCAAAGCAAGCGAAAGAACUCUCAAAGUUAGAAUAGAAGAGCUUGAGAAGACAAUUGCACUUGCAAAGAAGCAAGCAGAAGAUGAGUUCAACGCUAAACUUAUCGCAUUGCAAGCCGAUGUUGCUAAAGAAAACAAUUCAAUGAAGGAAUUCAACGUUUGCUGCUGCAAGAGAUUAGUUCAGCUCAUUGAAUCUAACUUCUUGAUUUCAUUGAGUGGCGGAACAAUCGAUCUUUGGGAUAUUGUUAACAUCCUUGAAGAGAACUUGCACUCCAUCAGUGCUGAUGAGCUCUCUAAAGUUACACAUGACAACGCCCAAGUCAGAGCAAUCCUUGGAACAAAGAAAGGAGAACCUGUUUGGGAAAGUGUCAGAGAUCUCAAGGAUGAAUUCUCAGAAUUACUUGAAGAUAAGGAUGAGCUUAUCAAUGAAAUUGCUGACUUACAAGCUAAGCUUUCUGAAGCUAAUGAAAUGAUCAACAAGCUCUUCGUUAAGAAGGAUGAUGCUGAUGAAUGGGAAGCUUGGGCCAAGAAUAUUUACUCUCUUACAAAUGAUGGUGCUGUUUCUGACAACUACAGAUUAGCUCUUGAAGAGAUGAUCCUUUCAGGAAGUGCUAAUAAGACUGUUGCAAGAAGGCUUGAGAUCUUAAGGUCGACAAAGCAAAUGCUCAAUAAUAAGAAAGUUGCAGCAGCAAUCGGAGAUAAAAAUGUUCCAUCACCGAUGUCAAUUAGACCAGCAACUAUUGCAUUUAUGUUUAUUAGGAGAAUUCAAGUCUAUUCGACCACACUUCCUGUUUAUAUCAAGUGA